This is a messenger RNA of Cheilinus undulatus (humphead wrasse), 6830 nucleotides long. RefSeq names its product teashirt zinc finger homeobox 3b (gene tshz3b). Bases 1562 to 5254 code for a protein of 1230 amino acids. NCBI's taxonomy places the organism in Eukaryota, Metazoa, Chordata, Actinopteri, Labriformes, Labridae. Gene Ontology annotation, molecular function: DNA binding; DNA-binding transcription factor activity, RNA polymerase II-specific. The record is from RefSeq and is a predicted model, not a curated record. Gene Ontology annotation, cellular component: nucleus. The transcript is spliced from 3 exons. Gene Ontology annotation, biological process: regulation of transcription by RNA polymerase II.
GAUUAGGAAGAAAACAUCCUCGAUCGGCGAGAGAGUCACAAAUCAUCAAUCCUUCCACCGAGCCCGGUGAACGGAGCGGGAGCGGACAGACUCCACGGUUUUUACCGGAGGAGCGACACGGGAAGGAGAUCUGAUUCCCUCGGCGGAUCCGGAGAAGAAAACGGUUUCUGUGCUUAUUGACGAGGCGCAGCAGCACCACAUCUGGCGCAAAGGAAGACAGGAGGAGAGAGAAAGACUCACCCUUACUGCUCUCUCUUCUUCUUCCACCAAGCUUCUUUUAUCCUUUGUUUUCUUCGCCGUGAAGCUGCGCGUCCCAACCUGAGGAUUGCCUGAAAAACACAGGAGAAUAAUUUUUAACUCAGCUGAAUCCACCAAAAACUUUUGCUCCACUUUAAGGUGAAAAGGAAAAGAAUGAGCUUCAGAGUAACUGUUGUGUGAGCUAAGACGGAUUUUGAACUCACCUGUGAAGAAGAAAAAAAAAAAAGAACUUAUUCCAUUCAGUGAAAACAGAAGAGCGCGCUUGGUGAGGCUUUUGCGCCUCUCCGCUCACUGGAGGCAAAGCAGAGCGCAGUGUGUGAUUCGCUGCGUGGCUGAUUUAAAUAGUUCCUAUCAGGCCACGUAAAGGGGAGAAAAGUACCAUCGGCAGCCAACAAAGUGUUUGGCAGAAGGCGCUCGAGCUCGGCUGAUCCGUGCGCUCCAGCCAGCCCUGCAUGAGCCUGAGCCCGUCCCUCCUCCUCCUCCUCCUCCUCGCUGUACAUUAUUACAACAAGGGAGACCCAAUCAAGCACGUAUCUCAUCGAUUCGCGCACACACUAACGCGCACGUGCGCACACGCGAGUGUGUGACUUGCCCCUCAGCGGAUUUUUUCAAAGCGCUCUCGGACAAAAUCUCGUAGCCGCGCCAGGCAAGGCAGGGGCAGCGUGUGGGCGACCAGUCCCGGUCACCUCCUUCUCUCCCUCCUCCUCCUCCUCUUCAAGAAUAACAAACUGAAAAAGCCGCAUGUGUGCGCACUAACAGGACUUGCCAAGGGACGAUUGGAUUUUUAUGAGAUGGUUUCAGGCAGCUGCUUCACCUCUUGGCUUUGAAUCGGAGGGGAGAAGCGAAAGCUCAUGGAUCAGCCCGUAAACUUGCCUGUUGCAGAGUAAAGAGGAUCAGACGGAGGCGCUUUUCAACCUCCCUUCUGUGUUUUUCUACCGCGGAGCCCCCCCUCCCCUCUGUUCCUGCUCCCACCGCGUCCAUCCAAAGCGAGCCGGAGCGGGCGACACAGCGAGCGGCAGAGAGGAGCAGCCAUCCCGGGGGUUCAUCCCCCCCUUUUGAACUUCCUUUCUUUUUUUUUUUUUCUAAUUUUUUUGACUCUCUUCGCUUCUGCUGGCUCUUUCCUCCUCUGAUUCGAAAACUGCACACCCUCCCCUGUAUACACCCUCCCCUCCUCGAUCUAUGUGGGAGCCCUGAGAGCGCACCCAGGGGGGGAAAACUGUGUAUCAAAGCUCUGAGGAUCCCCCAGGCAACCUCGGAUCACCGGGGCCAGAGAAGAACUCCCUGCCGGGCCCCCGCUGCCGACAUGCCGCGGAGGAAGCAGCAAGCGCCCCGGCGCGCCGCAGCAUACGUCCCUGAAGAUGAGAAGGAAGCAGCCCUAUUGGAUGAAGACCUGGACGGUGAUGACUCCGGUCAGGAAAGCGAGGAGCCUGCUACCAAGUUCCUGUGUCAGGACAAGGACUUUCUCCUGAAGGACAGGCCAGGAUCCACUGGCUUCCAUGACUCCCCAAAUGCUGCUGACUUUUCCGGUCAGGAGCUGGACAGCGAGUCUCACCUCAGUGAAUCCAGUGACAGAAUGUCUGAUUUUGAAAGCUCCUCUCUGAAAAAUGAGGAUGACGUCCUCCUCUCUAAAGACCCCUCCAAUGUCCUCUCCCUGUCUUCCUCCUCUGCAAUGACAGCCGUUGCCAACGCCGCCAUCCCUGUAAGCGGAGACGAGGCUGUGACAGCAACAGCAGGGUCUGUGGCUGACAGCCUGGAGAAGAUGAAGGCCAUUUACACCUCUUUCCUGACCAACUCCUAUUGGUCCACACUCAAUCUGAACCUGAGCCAGCCCCCUGCGGAGAAACCCCCUCGUAGUCACAGCAGCAGCAGUAGUAGCAGCAGUAGCAGUAGCUGUGGAAGUGGAGGCUAUGACUGGCACCAGACGGCUAUGGCCAAAACCCUCCAGCAGGCUUCACAGAACCACCAACACAGACUAGGACUGGUUCAGCACCCCACAGUGGCGGUGUCCACAGCAUCAACAGAACCAAACCUCUUUAGCACUGUCCAACUUUACCGGCAGAGCUCCAAGCUGUACGGCUCUAUAUUCACUGGUGCCAGCAAAUUCCGCUGUAAGGACUGCAGUGCGGCCUACGAUACACUGGUGGAGCUCACGGUACACAUGAACGAGACAGGCCACUACCGCGACGAUAACCAUGAGACUGAUAGCGAAGGUGCCAAACGGUGGUCGAAACCCAGAAAGCGUUCCCUACUGGAGAUGGAGGGGAAAGAGGAUGCACAGAAAGUUCUGAAAUGUAUGUACUGUGGGCACUCCUUUGAAUCCCUCCAGGAUCUAAGCGUCCACAUGAUCAAGACUAAACACUACCAGAAAGUGCCUCUGAAAGAGCCUGUUACACCAGUGGCAGCUAAGAUUAUCUCCUCUGCUCGGAAGAGAGCCCCCAUUGACCUAGAUAUCCCCAGCUCACCUGACUCCAACGGAGGGGCCACACCUAAGCCCACUUCCCUUAAUGACUCUAACGACAUACUCCAGAAGGUAACCAAUCCUUACAUAACACCCAACAACCGCUAUGGACACCAGAACGGUGCCAGUUAUGCCUGGCAGUUUGAAUCGAGAAAGUCACAGAUCCUCAAAUGCAUGGAGUGUGGAAGCUCUCAUGACACACUGCAAGAGCUAACAGCUCACAUGAUGGUGACGGGACACUUUAUCAAAGUCACCAACUCUGCUAUUAAGAAAGGCAAGCCCAUUAUUGAGUCAUCCACUCCAACCCCUGUGUCCAAUACCACAGCUGAAGAAAAAGUCCAGUCUGUCCCCCUGGCUGCCACAACCUUCUCCCCUCCACCUGCACCAGUGCCACCACCAACCAGUAUGUCCCCUACUGCCAUGGUUGUGGAGAUAAAAAAGGAGGAGAAGGAGGAGGAAUGUACUAAAGAGCCCAUCAUCAACAAUGGUAACCUUAAAGAAAAGAAGACUGGAGGUGAAGAGGAGGCAGAGGAGAAGUUUGAUAUCUCUUCAAAAUACACUUAUCUGACUGAAGAAGACUUGGAUGAUAGUCCAAAAGGUGGUCUUGACAUCCUAAAGUCCCUGGAGAACACAGUGACGUCAGCCAUCAACAAAGCCCAGAAUGGAGCCCCAAGCUGGGGUGGUUAUCCCAGCAUCCACGCAGCCUACCAGCUCCCAAACAUAAUGAAACUCUCUCUAGGCAACUCUGGGAAGAGCUCCCCCCUGAAAUAUAUCUUCCCUGGAGGUGAGAUCCUCUCCCCCACUGGCAAGAACCAGCCCUUGAUCUCCCCCUCCAGCCGCCAGACCUCCCCGCUACCCAAAAACAACUUCCACGCAAUGGAGGAGCUAGUCAAGAAAGUGACAGAAAAAGUGGCCAAGGUAGAAGAGAAAAUGAGAGAACCAGGCAGUGCUGUGAGGGGAUCUCCUCUGAGAUGUACCACUCCUUCACCCUGCAACAGCGAAGCAGGGGACUCAGCCCGAGGAGAGUCGCCUAAAGAUAAUAGAGCAAGAAGCUGUAAAACUCCUGAGAGUUCAAGUCGAGUGGAAAAGGUAGAAAGUGACGCAACUGGAGCCAGUCACAGAGAUUCAAACGGCGAUAUUUCCAUAAAGCAGUCUGUAGAGAAUGGUGUGGAGUCCAAUGCUGUGGCAUCCCCCUUGCCUAACUCCCUAUGUGGCAGCACAGCUAUCAUCACAGACCAUCCACCUCCAGAACAGCCAUUUGUCAACCCUCUCAGUGCACUGCAGUCAGUAAUGAACGUUCACUUGGGGAAGGCUGCAAAGCCUGCCCUGCCCUCCCUUGACCCCAUGAGCAUGCUGUUCAAGAUGAGCAAUAGCCUGGCAGAGAAAGCAGCAGUGGCUGCUUCCACCCCACCAGCACAAACCAAAAAGCCCAGUAAUGACCACUUAGACCGCUACUUCUACCAGCAACAUCUAAGCAACGAUCAGCCCAUAGAUCUCACCAAAGGCAAAAACGCUGAGAAAAACAGCAGCACUGGCUCUUUGGGUUCAACAGCUCUCUCUUCUACCACCUCCACCCCCUCUUCAAUUUCUCCCUCUGCCACCAUCACAAUGACCAAAGCCUCAGCAGCUGUAGCUUCCUUUAUGUCUACCUCUCCUUUGAGAGAAAAUGCACUGUCCGAUAUCUCUGACAUGUUGAGGAACUUGACGGAGAGUCAGGCUGUCUCGAAAGCUUCCACGCCUACCAGCCUCUCUGAGCGCUCAGAGGUAGAAGGUGUGACACAUGAGGAGACAGAGGAUGUUUCACCAGCCCAGAAACGUAAAGGGCGUCAGUCCAACUGGAACCCUCAACACCUCCUCAUCUUACAAGCCCAGUUUGCUUCCAGUCUGAGGCAAACGAACGACGGAAAGUACAUGAUGUCGGACCUGAGCCCCCAAGAGAGGAUGCACAUCUCCCGUUUCACUGGCCUCUCAAUGACUACGAUAUCACACUGGCUGGCUAAUGUCAAGUACCAGCUGAGGAGAACCGGUGGCACCAAGUUUUUGAAAAACUUGGAUUCAGGCCACCCUGUGUUUUUCUGCAGUGACUGCGCCUCUCAGAUCCGUUCGCCAUCCACUUAUGUCAGCCACUUGGAAUCACACUUGGGUUUCCGCCUGAGAGAUCUGGCCAAACUCUCUGGGGAGCAGCUGCUCAGCCAGAUAUCACAGCAUCACCAUCAACAACAUCACACCAAAGGACUUUCUGAAAAACUGCUUUCAAAUCUGCACCCAUCCAGCCACCCUUUGCCCUCCUCCUUACCCACAUCCCUACCCUCUUCUAUUCCCAUCUCUCUACCCUCGUCCUUAAUCACCUCUCUGCCCUCGAAUGAAUCCCCGUCACCUUCCCCUGACAAUGACGACGACAGCGGCGCCAUGUACCAGUGCAAGCUUUGCAAUCGGACUUUUGCAAGCAAGCAUGCGGUCAAGCUUCACCUGAGCAAAACUCACGGGAAGUCCCCUGAGGACCACCUCAUGUACGUGAGUGAGCUGGAGAAGCAGUAGCACCGGUUAAGGACGAUGCUGAACUCUUUUGUAAUGGCUCACUUUCUUGCUCUCUCUUUUGCAUUUCACGGACAUUUCUUUCGAAGGAAAGAAGGGAUUACUAUACAUUAAUGUGACGGAACUGCACAAAGAUGCCAUACAACUACUGCUUUGAGUUUUGGCACAUGGUUUUCAAUUUUUGUGUAGUUUUUUCCUUUUAUUUGUAUGUGAGGUAACUCACUCCUGCCCAAGACACUUGUGACAGAAUUGAGACUUUUGUGUGCAGAUGGGGACUGUUGUCAUUGAAAAGAUAAAGUAUAUGAAGGUUUAAAAAAUGAGAUUAUAAUAUGAAGUGGUGUGUAUUUUGAAUCUUGUGUAAAUGGAAUUGAGGUCCUUUAUAUUUUGGCAUCACCGGGGUGUGAUAAGAAGCAUGCAUUAAUGAAUCUGUUUGGUUAAACAUUUUAUAACAAAAUCUGGUGCACUUUCCAUUUUCAUUAUUAUUAUUUUAUCCCCCCUGCUCUGUCUUCUUCUUUUUUUGUGCUGGAGUCAGCGUUUAAAUUUAACCCUCUGAGUACGUAAAAGCACUUCUACACCUAUUCAAGAUUGGGAAUUAUGAAGGUAUCCUGAGAAUUAGACAUAUAGAAAAUUAAGUCUAAUCCUGGACAUGAAACAACUUUGCAAUGGCAGAUUUUCUUUAUAACUUCAAGGUUUUCAUCUUGGACUUGAUAUUUGUCUGAGAAAUGCUUGCAAGACUUGACAAAAGCAUUGUAGGUUUGUGAUAAAAAAUAACAGAAACCCUUACUUUGGUUGAUCAGGGACCUACAUUAAUUCAGGUCUGUGUAAAAUAUGUACAUAAAAUGUAAUUCCUGUCUAAAUUAUGCAUCAUUUUUAUAUUUUUAAUUUAAAGGGAUUAUGACUAUCUGCUGGUGCACAGUAUAUGAAGACGUGAAAUAAAUUGUUUUGCACAAUAGUUUUAUAAAUGUGUUAUUUAAUUAAAGGGUGUGGAAAAAGAUAGGUAGCAAAAGGAUGACAACAGGUGAUUCUUUUUAUCCCCAACUCGUGCUCAAAGGGUUAAAGACUGUUUUUUUACCAGACACUACUCUUACAUGUGCCGCUGUAUGAAAAGAUAUUGAAGGUUGUACAAAAAGAUGUGACUUUAUGAAGAUAUUUCACAUGUAAACUGUUAUUUAUAAGCACUCUUGGUUGUUUCAUAUUGUUGAAUGCCUUUUUCAGUUGGUCCUAUGUUGUUUUUUUAUUUCUGUUCUGCCUAAUUACUCUGCCAUGAUUCCACACUGCAGCUUUAUCUUUUUGGGAUAUGAAAGGUAACCAUGGUUACACUAACCUCUUGAGUGACAAGUUCUGCUACAUUUUUGGCAGUUAAUUUGCUGAAGUAACUGACAGCUGCCAGUGUAGAGAAAUAAGAAAAAAAAAGAAUCUUUAUGUGUAAAAUAUCGGCAUGUAAACAGCACAGAUACUGUAAUGCAUUCUGUGCCGUUUGUCUUUUUCAUUUCGUUCUCUCGUUUUCGGUUGUUGUUGUUCUUGACAAUGAUCCCCCAUUAUAUGACUUCAUAUAACCUUGUUUUCUACUGCAGCAUUA